Molecule: messenger RNA, 9152 nt
Organism: Phycodurus eques (leafy seadragon)
Lineage: Eukaryota; Metazoa; Chordata; Actinopteri; Syngnathiformes; Syngnathidae
Product: glucocorticoid-induced transcript 1 protein
Exons: 9
Coding region: 249-1607 (452 amino acids)
Biological process (GO): podocyte development
Cellular component (GO): cytoplasm
Source: RefSeq, a predicted model, not a curated record
UACUAGACGUCAGCUAGUAGUCAAGCCGAAACAAGUCACUUAGUAGAGUGGACGAGAUGGGCAACACGUAGCUCGAGUGACCCCAGUUAAGCUUUUGAAUAAGUGAUAAAUAUAACUCAGAUCUUGUUAUGUUAUGAUUAAAGUUCCAGUGCGCAUUUAUACGUAACUUAAAGCAGCUGCUGCUGGCGGCCACACUUUUCCCUCACCACCCACGUUUUCGCUGUGCAAAGUUGGCCUUUUUGGGAAGGAUGUCAGUCCCCGGCAACUCGCUCCAGCAGCCCCGGGUGAGGCGCAGUAACGCGGGCUCCCCGGGUGCGUUCGGCAACGGCGGCUGCCGGCUGCACCCGCUGCGCGCCACCGUUCCCUACCAGCUGCUGCGCGGCGGCCAGGGCAGCCCGACGCGGCCGCCGCACAGCGUCCACGGCGGGGCCCCCGCGGGCAGCCGAGGCUCCAGCCCCCCCUCUAGCCCGACCCUCCUCCUCCCAGGAAGUAAGCAGAGGCUGUCGCCCGAAAAUAAGGACGCCUCCUGCGCCCCGGACUCGCCCGUUUCCAGAGCAGAAAGGUCCAAGUUGCAGAUGCGAAGCUCCAGUGCCAUCCGGCGGACUUCUUCCUUGGAUGCCAUCACAGGGCCGUACCUCACCGGACAGUGGCCCCGAGAUGUUCACGGCCCUUACCCCUCCUGUAUGAAAGACAAGGCCACUCAGACUCCAGGUCUGUGGAUGGACGAGGGGGUUGACCAAGGAAGUCCUCACCAGAGGUCAGCCUCGUGGGGAAGCGCAGACCACCUCAAGGAGCAAAUUGCCAAGCUGAGGCUCCAGCGCAGCAAACAAGGAAGUCGGCAGAGCAAAGAACGAGACGUCUCGUCGGGGACGCCACACGCCCAACAUGCUCCCACCGCCUGUCCCUCACAGCAUAAGGGAUCUUCUUGUUCUCUGUCCACCAAGUCGCUGAUCUGCAGAGUACCCAGCAGCGUGGAGGCCAUCAACCACGAGCUGGAAAACGUCUUCAUCAGAAAUGACUGGGAGCACGGCAUACAGGCCACGGACGCGGCAGACGGCCGUCGGGCUCCUUUCCCACUGCAUCGCUACAGCAAAUUCGGGGAGACGCGGGACACGGACACCCAGGCCCCCUCCAGCGGAGAGUCCAGUCCGUCACCCCGACGGCGCAGCCCCCUAAGUCCCCAACACCUGCACUCCCCAGACGGAAGCCCCUCGUCCUCUGCGGAUGAUGUGGAGAAAGAGGGUACGUGCGGCUCCCCGCUGCCGAAGUUUGCCACGUCUCCCAAACCCAACAACAGCUACAUGUUCAAACGAGAGCCACCGGAAGGUUGCGAGAGGGUCAAAGUCUUUGACGAGAUGCUGUGUGGCCAAUCCAAAGGCUUCCCGCUCUUCUCAUGUCCCGACAAAAACAAGGUGAACUUCAUCCCUCGAGGUUCCGCUUUCUGCCCGGUCAAGUUGCUCUGCUCGUCCCUCUUCUCGCCCGUGUUGUGCGCCAGCGACGACGACGACACCGCCGCCGGUCUCCACGGUAAUGACGCCCAGUCUCAGGAUGCGCCCGACAGGCAGGAAGCGGAGGCGGUCAUUGGCGGUUUGUCGCCAGGAAUAUAAGAGACACUGCCACAUUAUAAAAACAACAACAACAACAACAAAAAGCUUCACACUCCGUUAAUCCCAAAUUAAGAACAUGUCCACACGGUCACUGAUAUUUAAAAAAAAAAAAAAAAAAAUUUUACGUGCUCCACACUCAAAACAAAGCAAAGCAAAUUUAGUUAGUGGGUACAGAAAGUUUUCAGACCCCCAUAAAUUGUUCACUCUUUAUUAUAUUGUAGCCAUUUGUAAAAAUGAUUAAAGUUAAUUUUUUUCCUCGUUAAUGUACACACAGCACCCCACGUUGAGGGAAAAAAUUUUAUUGUUGAAAUUUUUGCUGAUUUAUUAAAAAAGAAAAACUGACAUAUCAUACAGCCAUAAGUAUUCAGACCCUUUGCUGUGACACACACAUUUAACUCGGGUGCUGUCCAUUUCUUCUGAUCAUCCUUGACAUGGUUCUACACCUUCAUUGGAGUCCAGCUGUUUGAUUAUACUGAUUGGACUUGAUUAGGAAAGCCACACCCCUGUCUAUAAAAGACCUUACAGCUCACAGAGCAAAUGAGAAUCAUGAGGUCAAAGGAACUGCCUGAAGAGCUCAGAGACAGAAUUGUGGCAAGGCACAGAUCUGGCCAAGGUUACAAAAAAAAGUCUGCUGCACUUAAGGUUCCUAAAAGCACAGCGGCCUCCAUAAUCCUGAAAUGGAAAACGUUUGGGACGACCAGAACCCUUCCUAGAGCUGGCCGUCUAGCCAAACUGAGCAAUCGGGAGAGAAGAGCCUUUGUGAGAGAGGUAAAGAAGAACCCAAAGAUCACUGUGGCUGAGCUCCAGAGAUGCAGUCGGGAGAUGGUAGAAAGUUCUACAAAGUCAACCAUCACUGCAGCCCUUCACCAGUCGGGGCUUUAUGGCAGAGUGGCCCGACGGAAGCCUCUCCUCAGUGCAAGACACAUGAAAGCCCACAUGGAGUUUGCUAAAAAAAACACCUGAAGGGGUCUGAUGAGACCAAGAUAGGACAUUUUGACCUUAAAUUCUAAGCGGUGUGUGUGGAGAGAACCAGACACUGCUCAUCACCUGUCCAGUACAGUCCCAACAGGGAAGCAUGGUGGUGGCAGCAUCAUGCUGUGGGGGUGUUUUUCAGCUGCAGGGACAGGACGACUAGUUGCAAUCGAAGAAAAGAUGAAUGCGGCCAAGUAGCGGGAUAUGCUGGACGAAAACCUCCGGUGAUUCACCUUCCAACAAGACAAGGACCCUAAGCACACGGCUAAAGUGGCUAGAGUGGCUUCAGAACAACUCCGUGACUGUUCUUGAAUGGCCCUGCCAGAGCCCUGACUUAAAACCCAACUGAGCAUCUCUGGAAAGACCUGAAAAAUGGCUGCCCACCAACGUUCACCAUCCAACCUGACAGAACUGGAGAGGAUCCGCAAGGAAGAAUGGCAGAGGAUCCCCAAAUCCAGGUGUGAAAAACUUGUUGUAUCAUUCCCCAAAAGACUCAUGGCUGUAUUAGCUCAAAAGGGUGCUUCUAAUAAAUACUGAGCAAAGGGUCUCAAUACUUAUGGCUCUGUGAUGUUUUAGUUUUUCUGUUUCAAUAAAUCUGUAAAAAUUUUAACAAUUCUGUUUUUUUUCUGUCAAUAUGGGGUGCUGUGUGUACAUUAAUGUGGAAAAAAGGAACUUAAAUGGCUGCAAUAUAAAAAAGAGUGAAAAAUGUUAGGGGGUCUGAAAACUUUCCGUACCCACUGUAUAUAGUGCAUUUCCUACACAAGGUAACUCAAUGUGCUUUACAUGAUUACUUGAAUUGGAAAGACUAGAAGAGAAAAGUCAUACAAGAGUCCCUGUAUUAACCUAAUCUGUUACCCUAAUAAUUUUUCAAUCUAUUUAGAUGUGCUGAAAAUUUUGACCCUUUGGAGAAACUUUGGGAUCAGUGGCAAAAACACGACACGAUGAUCCCUACACAAUUCAAACUUCGUUGUGAGGACAAACGGAUAUACAACUGAGACUGUCACUUAAUGAGCUGAAUAGUUGACAUAUUGGCUUACUGAAGCUAAAACAGCACUUACUUUUCCAAACCUUAGCCUCAAGACUAGAUAGCGAUUAGCAUGGUGGGAGUCAGCUGCCAGUCCGCUCAUCAAAGAGUCAUAAAUUUCUUAGUGUAUGUUGAGUACUACACGGUUCUCAGUCUUUGUACGUUUUCAGCAAUUAUCAUCCAACGUAAUAACCUAACACCAAAUAAUGACGUCUCUGAAUUCACUUCAGAGGGUCUGCAAGUAUGACAAAUGUUAAGAUAUACAUUCCCCCCCCCCCCACAAAAAAAUAAAAAAAUAAUUCUAUUUUGCCCAAAAAUACACUGUUGAAGAUUCCGACAUUUCACUCUUGAAAGUGAUGACGUUAUUCUUGUAAAUUGCUUUUGUUUUUCUUUUUUUUUUUUUUUUUAUUGGAAGAAAAAUACAGCUUAAUAUCACUCUCUUAUAUCUGAGACGAAAUGAGAGUUUGUUCGCAUUUGAUGACAACUUAAUUAUUGACAAAAAAAACUUUGUACCUAAAAAAUAUACACGAGACCCACAGGAGAGCGAUAAUGUUUGAGAUUAUGAAAUUUUUUCCUUACGAAUAUGACAAAACAAUACAUUUACAACUUCUGUUUAGAUCGUGUCAAAGAAAAUACCACCUCACUGUUUUAAGAUUGACAUUUUCUUGAAAACAAUGACUUUAAUCAUCUAAAAUUACGUUAACGUUACCUAAAAAUGAAAUGACUAUACUUGUACGUUUACAAUUUUAUUGUUCGGGGUUUAGGAAAGUUAAAAAAUUCUGGCGAUUCUUGUAAGAUUACUACUACUAAAACAAACAAACAAACAAUCAAUCAACAAAUACCAUUAUCCCAAGAAAAAAAAAAAAUAUAAAUCUCAACAAUAUUUUUUACGGUAUUCUGGAACAAUGCAUUUUGGCCAAUCAGAAUGUUGACCAAAAGGCCUAGUAAAUGUCUGAAAAUAUUUGUUUGUGUGGACAUGUCCUUAGCGAGGCUUCUUCUUGCUGUUUUUUUCCCCGCUGCUGUUGGAACGUGAGUCUGAUCAAGGGUUACACUGGUAACAAAGCUUUGUUUCGGCCAAUCAGCUUUCUAGUAGGCAACAAUACUGCUGCUCUCGUUCUACGUGAUGGGACAGCAGUGGACACGUGUGUAAUUUUUUUUUUAGGAUCUUUUUAUCUGCAAUUUGGCUGGCAACCAGUUCAGGGUGUACCCACCUCCUGCCCGGUGAUAGCUGGGAUAGGCUCCAGCACCCCCGCGACCCUUGUGAGGAUAAGCGGCUCAGAAAAUGGAUGGAUGUUUUUAUCUGCUCUUUUUUUCAACUACAUGACACAAUUUGACUUGGUUUUAUCCCCCCCCCCUUUUUUUUUUUUGUUUUUCUUUAAGCGAGUGACCAAAAGUGCAAGUGCCUCCUUGCUGUUAGUUACACGAAAUCUUCUUUUGAAAACUUUGAACUUUCUAGCGCAUUCCUCAGAGGUCCUGCUGCAUCGUGGGUAAGCGCGGAUACUGGUCUCGCCCUCUUAAAGUGACAGAUGUUAUUAAACGGACCAAAGCAAAAUGUGACAAAACAAUUGGAUUACGAGUGGACGGUCAGUACCUGUGUGUGAAGAAAAGGUGUUUUUGUUGGGUUUUGGAUGAAAGAAAUCUAAACUUAUCCAGCCACGGUACGAAAGGAGUAUUAGCGCCUCAUGCAAAACAAUUAAUGGAAUUGUACAAUGAGAAUAAAGUCUCAAGAAAACGUCAUCUUACACGAAGGAAAAGUUUGUUUUCAAAGAAAAAAAAUUAUGGAAAAGUUGUCAAGUAAAACACUAUGCAUUUUUUAAAUUGUAACCUUAGUUGAAUAAAUUGUAUUUUAACAAGUUUUUCUCAGAAAUUUUUUUUUUUUUACAAAAUCCACAUUUUUUUCUUUGAAGCUAUUAAAAAAAUCUGAUUAUUUUUGUGUUUGAACUUCAGAGAUGACGUACUGGUAAUAAAUAAUUUUCCCAGGGGAAAAAGAAAAUUAUUAAAAUCAAAAUUUUGAACUUUGCCAAUAGAAGGGUUAAGUAUAGAGGUCCCCCCCCCUCCAAAAAAAAUAUAAAAUCACAUUUUUAUGAGGAAAAAAAACACUGAAAAUAAAUUUUUAAGGAUAAUGUAAUUUAGAUUUUUUUUUCUUUUGGAGGAGGGGGUCAAGAAAAUUUUUUUUUUUUUAAAAUGUUUGUAAUUUUAUUUUUGAUCUGUUAAAAAGGCCAUGAGACCCGUUUUUAAGAAAAUACUUUUUAGAAAGACAAUAAACCUGAGGAAGAAAAAUACAACUUUCUCAAAAAUAUACGGCUUCUCAUAAGAUGACUACUUUAUUCUCGCAUUUGAGUUUUCUUUGUGCGGUGGCCGGCAAAAAGAAAACUCUUUCUGCCAUUAAAAAGUGUGUGUAUCAUGAUGUUUGCUUUGUGAAUCGCUAAACCACAUGUAAGCACUUACUUGAUCCUGAUCUUUUUUUCCUCCUAAAAAUUGAGACCAAUUUUCAGUUGAAAAGAAUGAAAAAGUGGAGCGUGUAAUUGAUGUUUCAUUGACGACGUGACGAUUGGUGUGGUGUUUGUGUGGCACCGUGCGCACAACCACAGCUCUGAGCAACAUAAGCAAUGCAUUCCACCAGCCAAAUGCAUAUUUAACAUUCACAUGUAGUGUGCAUUUGGACAUCACCAGGCUUCUCCUGUCCUGUGUGUGACUUUGCUUUCUUUUCCAAUAAAGACAACAGAAGUGCACGCUGUCAGCCCUUCGUUCCUAAAAUUGAUGUGACUUUCGGCUUGUCCCAUCAGGGUCGUACACCCUAUGAAUAGCACAUCAUCCAGCACGUGUCAUUUUUGCUCAAAAUUGUUUUGUAUUUUUUUUUUUUAAAUCUUUGUUUUACAAAACAUUUUUAGUGUUUCUGUCAUGUUCUGGAAAAAAACUAAAUGACAUUUUUUGAGGAAGAAAAAAUAUUUUUACAAAAAAAACCUUUUUGGCUUGGGCGGGGAAAGCUCUAAGAGAGAGAUUUUUCUUUUUGAAAUACAAUUUUCAGACUACAGCCUAUAAUCAGGCCCUCGCAGCACGGUCCCGUCAGGGUACUGGCACCAUAAAAAUGUAUUGCACAUAAAAAAAAUAAAGUCAACUCUCGUUUCGUUUCGUUUCCUCAUUUCCCCGUUUCCUUCCUUCCUCGUUCCCUUGUUUCCUCAUUUCCUUGUUUCAUUUUGGGGCAAAAAAGUAUUUUAGUAAUCAAUAAAAUGGAUUUCUGAAAUCAAAGAUGUUCAUUCUAGAAAAAAAGUUUUUUUUAUAUAUUAGUCAUUUGUCAAAGAGAAAAAGAUAAAAAAAAAUUGUAGAUCGUAUUUUGCGACGAUUGCUAUUUUUUUCCUUUUAAGAAUAAGGUUGGAUUCUUUGUCAAGGGUGAGGACACAUUUUCAGUUUCUUCUUCCAAAAUCAUCAUAAGGCAGAAACAUUGAUGAAAUUCAACGUAUUGUCAUGAUAUGUUUUUAUUAUUUCCACCACGCCAGCGUUUACGUUAGUGUUUUGUCAUCUUUGGGUUAGCAUAAAAUUAUAAUCUUCCCACUGAAAUGCAGUCCAAAGUUAUUCCUUGAGACUUCCUGUCUACACCCACCUUAAGUUAACAUUUUUGUACUGACAGGAAGCUCAGAGAGGGCACCUUUAAUGUCGCGUUCAAGGGAGGAUCGCUUCGGAGAAAAGCUGUCUGGCAAGCGUCGAUGGCUACGAACAGUCGCUAAGCGUUGUGAAGUUGUUGCUCGGCGAUGCUUUUGCCGAGCGCGUCCGGGUUGGCCAGUGGGUCCAAGUCCGCAAAUAGGUUGAACCACGCAGACAGGUCCUUGGAUGGUCCGGAACAACUUGCUACGGGGAAAGGGGGGAAGCAAUAUUCAUACUCUGGGAAGAAAGUCAGAAUUUUUCCAGAAGAAAACUUGUGAGGAAUAAGUUUUAUUGGGAGGAAAAGUUGGAUCUUUGGUCCUUUGAGAGGAAAGUAGUCAUUUUACGAGAAAAGUCAGAUUUUAACGGAAAUAAAAUGUAAGAUUUUGAGGGGAUUUUUUUCAAAUAUAGUAGUAAUCUUGUAUCGGGAAGUAAAGUGACAAUGUUCUGGGAUUUUUUACGAGAAUUGUAAUUGUCAGAUUUUUAUCGGGAAGAAACAUUUUUGUGGGAUUUUGCUUUAGAAUAAAGUAGUAAUUUUACAGAUAGUAAAGUCAGAUUUGAUCACAAUUGUGUCUUUUUAAAAAAAAAAAAAAAAAAAAAGAACUAAGUAGUAAUAUGUAAAAUAAAGUCGUAUAUUAUCAGGAAGUAAAACUUUUCUGAGAUUGUUUAAAAAAAUAAAGUAGUACUCGUAAAAGAAGUCCGAUUUUGUUGUGGGGAAAAAACAAUGAGAUUUUUUUCAAGAAUAAAGUAGCAAUUCUAUGAUGAAGUUGGACUGUAUUGGCAACAAAAGUUGUCUUUCAAAAAUAUUGUAGUAAUCUUAAAAAAAAUAAAAUCAGAAAGAUCAAUAGGAUUUUUGAGGGUUCUUUGUAAUAAAGUAGUAAUCUUACGAGGAAUAAACUUGGAUUUUAUCUGAAAGAAAAAUUUGAUUUAUUUUUAGAUUAAAGUAAGAAAAAUUUGAUUUAUUUUUAGAUUAAAGUCGUACUCCUAUGAGAAAUAAAUUUUAUGGGGAAGAAAAGUUGGAUUUCUUUUUCACCCCAGAAUAAAGUAAUCGUUUUAGAAAUAUUUCUCAUUAUGUGUUAGCGUUAAGCUAACAGAAUUUCGGAAGACAGUUAAUUGGUUUGUUCUGAAUCCACGUAUAACUGUUUGCUUUGUUUACAGUAAACUUUAAAUUUGCUGUAGCAUUGAACACCUUGAAACAAGCACCUCUUUUUCGAAGUAUUGUUUGCUAUCUACCAAAUUACUCGCUCAUGAAGGACAGAAAAGACAUCAGUUAGAAAAAAACUAAAAAAUGUUCCUUGCAACAAAGCAAAAAAAUAUACAUACAAAAACAAAGUGCAAUAAAAUAGAAUAAAACCAACACCAUUAAGAGUUUUAAGGUUGUGUACCUUUCAGUCCACUGGCUCCUUGGGUGUGCUCUGUUGCCGUGGCGACAGGCUGCGAGCCGGUCCCAGCCCCCUCUGAAAGAGUCCAACAAUUGACCACUGAUCUCCUUGCAGUUUCACUUUCUUGUGUUUACCUGAGAGCUGAGCAGCAGCAGACUGCAGCGUGUUCAAGUUGUGGUCCAGGAGCUGCGACGGCAGAAAAAGCGAGCGGAGGUCCGCGGCAGCUGCAGCGCCGUCCCCGGCGUCUCCGAACACCGGACUCCACUGCGGGGGCGCGGGGACGAGGUCGUGAAGCGACACGCCUCCCAAGAUCUCCUCCAGCAAGGCCGAGCCGUCCUUGUCCUCAUCCGUGAGCUCCCACCGUGAGACGCACGCUUCUCCGGUAACUGCAAACGCAGGAUAGUAGUAAAAUAGUACAAGCAGUUAUCUAAGGAUACGACACAAGCUGAGUAAUAUCGGAAAAAAAAACUGGACCGAGAACAAAAGCUGCAUCAUUCAGUGGCACGCUGGUCGCUGUUGCAUUGGCUU